CCUGGUCCUGUAGUCGAUCGAAAAGGAAUCAAAUUAUGCCAUUGGAAUAUACAACAUCUCACGGACAGUAAAUUUGAAGAGAUUCGCAACUUAUUGACAUGCCCCAGCAAGGAGCUUUUUGGUCUGGACAUUCUCAUUUUAUCGGAGACCUUCUGUACCGAAAAAAUACCAGAAACAUUUUACAGCAUUCCCGGCUACAAAGUCUAUCGAAAGGACAGAACUGGAAAGUCAGGCGGUGGAUUAUGUGUAUAUGUUAAAAACUCAGUUCAAGCUGAGCGACGAAUUGAUCUCGAAACAAAAGAUGUGGAAAUAAUAUGGCUCGAAACCUGUCCCUACAAAUCGAAACGGCCUCUAUUCAUCGGGGGAAUCUACAGACCACCCUCAUCAAACGCUGCUAGUGAUAAGAGUAUCGGGAAAAACAUCGAAAAUGUCUCUCUUUUAGGUCACGAGGUGGUACUUUUGGGUGACAUAAACAUUGAUUAUUUAUGCACAACGAAAUUUGCAAAUCAUACAUUCACGAAAGUAUUAAAGUCAUUCAACCUUUCGCAGCUUAUGAAUGUGAUUACACGCCCCAUAUCACGCACCUGUCUCGAUCACAUCUGGUGCACCCAUGCUGAACGGCUAAACAAUGUCAAAGUUUUAAAUAUUGGAAUAUCAGAUCAUUUGCCUAUUAUGACAACCAGGAUAUACAAACGUGCGUGUCACAACAAGGGUAAGCAUUCCACAAUAAACUAUCGCGACGUAAAGCAUUUAAACAAGGACAAAUUCAUUACCGCCCUUAAAAAUGCACCGUGGGAUAGUGCUUUUGUAUUUGAUGACGCAAAUGACACUGUCUAUGCAUGGUAUGAAAUAUUUAAUGAUGUCGUAAAUGAAUAUCUUCCCUUAAAACAAAAGCGGGUAAAGCGAAAUACACAGCCUAAAUGGUUCAAUAAUAUAAUUGGGGAGGACAUAAAGGCACGCGAUAAACUGUAUUACAAAGCAAGGAAAUAUCAAACUGACGAAGAUUGGGCAAACUACCGCAUUGCAAAGAACAAAGUGACAAAAACAAUAAGAAAUGCGAAGAAAAAUUACUUUAGUGAUAAAUUUCAAGAAAAUAAACAAAACCCCAGUAAACUUUGGAACUUGAUUAAAAAUCUAACAAAUGAUGAUGCUGGAAAAAAUGAAAGUGUCAAAUUUUUGACCGAAAAUAGUACGACUUUAAAAGAUAAAGUGACCAUUGCUGAAACAUUUAAUCGCUUCUUUGUCGACCCGCAAAACAACCUCGCGUCCACCUCAGCGCCCGUAGAAAUAGAACAAACACCAAAUCUAGAUCCUAUUCCCCAUGUCGAUACUACAUUCAGCAUUCCCCCCAUGUCAAAAUUAAGAGUGAUUGAGUUACUUCUAUCCAUCCCCGUUCAUAAAUCCACAGGAGACGAUGGCAUUAGCGCCAAAAUAAUGAGAAUAGCAGCACCAGCUAUAGCCGAACCAUUAAGCCAGCUGAUGAAUCGUUGCAUAAACACUCAAACGUUCCCCUCAAAAUGGAAGGUUGCUAAGGUCACCCCAAUAUAUAAAGGGAAGGGAAACCGAGAUGAAAAGUCUAACUACAGGCCUAUAUCAGUGCUUCCCAUUUUAUCUAAGCUACUGGAAAGGCACAUAUGUGAACAUAUGUAUGGGUUUCUGCAACAACGAAACUUAUUUUAUCGACUUCAAUCCGGGUUUCGUAAACACCAUUCGACUGAAACUGCACUCAUCAGACUCAUUGACCAAUUGCUACUUGAUCUGGAUAAAAACAAGGUAACUGGACUAAUUUUUGUAGACUAUAAGAAAGCCUUCGAUCUGAUAGACCAUCAACUGCUCCUUAACAAGUUACAUAAUUAUGGCAUUCAGGGGGAUGAGCUAAACCUCUUAAAAGACUAUCUUAGAAACCGUUGGCAGUAUGUAAAUAUUGAUGGUUCCCGUUCUCCGAAAAUAGAGGUGAAAUGCGGUGUGCCACAAGGAAGUAUUUUGGGUCCAAUCUUCUUCCUUUUGUUUAUCAACGAUCUUCCGUCAGAGGUAUUCCACUCCGAGGUCGACAUAUAUGCGGAUGAUACUACCCUUAGUCACUCCGCAGAAGUGGAUUUGGCACCUACAGCCAUAGAAACAGCACUACAGCUUGAUUUGGACGGCAUUGUAAGGUGGUCAAAAACAAACAAAAUGAUCAUAAAUGCCAAAAAGACAAAAUCUAUGCUUGUUACCGGAAAGAGAUUGGCCAAAAAGUUGCCGACAAAGAUAUUGUCGUUACAGUCUGAAAACGAGGAUAUUGAACAAGUUCAUUUCCAGAAACUUUUAGGAGUCACUAUCGAUCAAGAACUGACUUUUGAUAAACACGUGGAAGAACUUUCUAAGAAAUUGGGACGACUGGGCGUUCUUCGGAAAAUUAAACGGUUUCUUCCUUUAGACCAACGUAAACUGUACUACAACACCAUGUUUAAGCAAGUCAUGAUGUAUGGUGCUACAGUUUGGGCUAACUGCUCCGUGGAAAACUUGAAAACAAUUCUUCGAUUGCAAAAACGUACUGCCCGCAUCAUUUUGGAUGUCGGUACAAGAACAAACAGCGUAUCAUUGUUUAAGCAGCUAAAUUGGCUUGCUUUUCACGACGAAGUGAGGUUGAACAAAUGUGUCUUAGCUUACAAACGGUUUCAUGGAAAUUGCCCAUCAUAUAUUAAUGAUAUUCUAACCUCAAAUGCAGACAUACAAACCCGUUCGUCAGGCCGUUACAGUCAAAGAAACUUGGUAUGUCCACGCUAUAGCCGAGUCAUGGAAGGGGGAAAGUCUUUCCAGGUCUCCACGUGUAAGCUUUGGAACUCUAUACCUCCUCAUAUAAAAACUUCCGAAAAAUCUGUAGAAACUUUUAAGAAUGAACUUUUUAACUAUUUUUUUCAUAGGUAUAAUGAUAUUGAUUCUUUCACAAUAUCUUGACUUUUUAACUUAUGAACUUAUAGUAUUAUCAUGAUUACAUGUUAUAUAGUAUUUUUAAUUGUAUGUAAUGUAGUUAUAGUAUAAGAGGGCCACUUGUUAGUCAGUUGAUAUACUGUUCAGUGUUUACCCUCGUUAAAUAAAGUUGAUUGAUUGAUUUGAAGGAUCUCCCUUCCAAGUGGGAUUUACAUUUUGAUGAAAUGUUGGAAAAAGCCAGUGCAAGGAUGUACAUAAUGCGUGUCUGUAAAUACUAUGGCUUCCCAAUCAAACAACUGGACAUGCUGUUUAACACUUUAAUUAUGCCUAUAAUCACUUACGGCAUAGAACUUUGGGGAGGCGCAUACUUCAAUAAAUACAUUAGUCAAAUAGACAAAUUCAUCAAUCGCGCUCACAGAAAUGGUUGCAUAUCGGAAAAAUUGAAUAUUAAGGAGAUAAGCAUCAAAAGGGACAAGAAACUUUGGGAUAAAGUAAUACAUAAUAAAGAUAAUGCACUACAGGAGCUUUUACCAGAUAAAUUAAAUAGACACCUUAGGCCAAGGGGACACGAGUUUGAACUUCCAUUAGUGAGAACAGAGCGAUUUAAAAGUUCUUUUGUUUAUCGAUGUUUGUUUAACUUUGUUUAACCAAUUUUAACCUUUACCUUUUAACAUUAUUAAUAUUUUUAUCCAUAACUGUAUAUAUCUAGUUAUUACCUUAUAGAUAUCAAUAAUUUUAUCUUAUAUAUUUUUAUAAUGUAAACUCACAGACGGGUGUUCUUGAGUAUGAAUAAAGACUGUUAUUAUUAUUAUUAUUAUUAUCUUUCUUCCAAAUAAUAGUUCGGCGGGCGUUUUGUCGGUACUUGCGUGCGGAGUUGCGCCAAAGUUGCGCAGGAAGCGAUACAGCUGUUGUUUCCAAUUGAGCUGCUCAGUGUGUGCGUGAUAAUUGCUUUGUUUAAAGUUCGCAUGAAUAUCUCUGCUUUGGCAUUUGCCUUGGGUCACAGUGAAGUAAUCUUUCGGUGGCUGAACCCUAGAUCUUCUGAAAAUUCCUUAAAUCCUUGACUAUUAAAAGGGGGUCCGUUAUCAGUUUUUAUUUCUAUCGGAAUGCCAUGGGUAGAAAGAAUCUUGUCAAACUCUGGUUUUGUUGCCUUUGUUGAGGUGGACUUCAGAAUUUCUACUUCCGGAUAUCGAGAAUAUUCAUCAAUAACUACGAAUAGAUAGUCACCUGUUGAUAGAGGUCCACAAAAAUCUGCUGAAAGUUUCUGCCAAGGUCCAUCGGGUAGUUUCGUCAUUUGUAGAGGUUCGUGAUGUUUGGUGGUUGUCGCUGCUUGACAUGGUAUGCAAUUUUCUACCAUUGAUUUUGUUUUACCGUCUAUUCCAGGGAACCAAACUUUCUCUCUUAGCAGACGUUUAGUUUUUACCAAACCCUGAUGUCCUUCAUGGGCAAGUGAUAACGCAUGUGAGCGAAGUGGCGCUAGUAGAAUGAUUCGAGUUCCCUUCAGAAGCAAAUCAUCUUCAUUGGAUACUGUUAUUUCAUUACGAAGCUUGAAGUAUGCAUUCAUUUCCUGUCGGUCGACGCCAAUGUUUCGUUGGAUUGGAGUAACAGUCCAGUUGCCUGUUCGGAUUGCUUUGGUAAGGUGUUGUAAUGUUGGGUCGUUGACUGUCGCUGUUUUGACAUCAUCGAGGAAUAUUGCCUUGGGAGUGGCAUGCUGUGCGACAAAGCAUAUAUAUUCGUCUGCUAUCUUGGAGUACUGGUUUGAUGGUAAAGAUGGCUGUGGGUGGCGGGACAUGUAAUCAGCUGGGUUUGACUUCCCCGGUUGAUAUUUAACAGUGAAGUCAUAUCGCUGAAGUUUCAGUGACCAUCGUUCAAGACGUGCUGAACAUCGAGAUCGAGGAUUUGCUUGGAUUUUCUCAAGAGGUUUAUGAUACGUAAUUACUGUAAAAUGAGAAGCGUAGACGUAUAAAUGGAAAUGUUCACAUGCCCAGAGAAUAGCGAGAGUAAUAUCGUUGUUCAACAGGGUUUAACGCACGACUAGCAAAGCGAUAACUUUUUCUUCUUUCGUUUUGGAAUUUUUUUGCAUGAAAAUUGUGCCAAGACCUACAGGGCUGGCAUUGACAAUCAGGGUGGAGUCGCUCUUUGGAUUAAAAUAUGAUAUGGUUUUGUCAUCGGUAAGGUGUUUCUUAUAUGUGUCCAAAGCCGUUUGGUGUGCUGUGUGCUGACAUCCAUUGCCAGGUGGCGUUUGAUUUGUAGGCUUCUCACUUCCGUUGGAUUCUGUGGAGUACUGAUUUGUUGGAAUUCGAAGGCUUCGACUUUCUUUGGAUCUAGGGACGCACCGUCUUUAGAAAAGAUAUAACCAUAAAUUUCUAUGGAUGGCUUGUUGUAUUGACAUUUAGUCGGGUUGAGGGUUGAGGGUUAAGUUCAUUUUUUGCAGGCGUUGCAGGACUGCUUCCAAGGCAUGGUUAUGUGACUCCUGAUCGUUGCCAUAUAUGAUAAUAUCAUCACUUAUGUUUCGUGCACCUGGUAUGCCCUCAAGGAUUUGCCGUAUGGUUGCUUGAAAAACUUCCGCUGCUGAGGUAACUCCAAAAGGCAAUCUUGUGUAGCGUCGCAGACCUUUGUGUGUAGAGAAUGUUGUUAUGUACCGUGAUUCAGGCGCAAGUUCUAGCUGGUGAUAGCCUUGGUUUAAAUCAAGCUUGGAGAGAACAGUUGCUUCAUUUAAGUCGUUAAUAAGAUCAUUGAUAGUGGGUGUGAUGUGUCGUUGUCUCUCUAUCGCUUUGCUGGAAACGCGCAUGUCAACACAGAGGAGUACCUUUUCUGGAUUUUUUGGUUUGGGUACCACAACUAGUGGAGACACCCAUGGGUUGGACCAUGUACUUUUUCUAUUAUGCCUUCAUGAUUGUUCUAAUCGUGUUCGGUGUGGUUGGGCACUAGGUGUAACAGUUUCAUUGAUGUGAAGAUGAACUUAAUUUUCCAACUCCAUGAUAUCGAUCAUUGUAUUCGUCUAAUAAUUGUUUCAGUUUGUUUUCUUCUUGAACUUCUGGUUGUUGAUUUUAUGUUGCAUUAAUAGUUAACUUGAUAAGGUUUAAGGCUAAGGCUGUCUCGUAGCUAAGCAACGAACCACAGUUCCCUUGCAUUACAUGUAUUGUGGUCACAACAAUAGGAGUCGACGAUUCUAUUUCGACAUCAAAUUUUCAUACGAUAGGCAGAGGUGUUUUCGCGCCGUAUCCGUAUACCUUUGUGUUUGUCUUACAUAAAGUAAUGUGGGGGGGGGAUUUAUCUUGCGUGAAUAUUUUUGUAUUCGUAAAAGCGCGUGUUCGUCAAUAAUGUCAGCACUUGCACUGGUGUCGAUCACAAUUUCUGUUGGCAUGUUCAUGAUUUUUACGUGAACUUUGGGGCUUUUAACUUUGGAUUGAAUUGCAUGUGUUUUUCUAUUUCCAAACGAAAAUGUGUAUUCGUCGUCAGAACUCGAAUCUACCGGGUUUUAGUUGCUCUGUUCGAAUUUAUUUGCGCUUGUAGUAUCGUGUUGUUGUCGCUGCGUAGUAUUUACGGCUUUGACAUGAUUGACACUAUCAUCGGGUUUAAUAUUUCGAUUUGUAGACCGCCAACAACGAGCGAAGUGGUUCAUUUUCUGACACAAUCUACAGGCUUUCCCUUUUGCCGGGCAUAUUCCAUCUAAAUGAGGAUAGUUGUUUCCACAAUCGAAGCAUUUUUGUGAGUGAUUCGUUUCGCGAGGGCUUUGUUCAUAUAAGCGCUGUUGAAACUGUUGUUGUCGUUGAGUGCAAUUAAUUUCAUGGGAAUCGUCGUGCGUUUGUUCAAUGUUAGUCGCUUGUUUUUCAGCAGUUUCCAUUGCUCGACCAUGAUUGAGCAGUUGAUCAAGAGUAAGCUUUGACUCCGUCGCCUUAAUCGGGAUGAGACACAACCGAGUAUUAUCUGAGAUUUUAACUCUUUGUUUAGGUCGGUGAAUUCGCAGGUACUGGGCAAUUUUCUUAGACACGUAGAUCGUAGUCCUCUCCCGUCUCGUGUAGGGUAUCAAAAAUAUCAUAUGCUUCUUAACCAAUGUAGUGGAGCAGUAAUGAACGCUUUCGUUUGGGCUCGGUUACAUUCAUUCUGUUAAGAAGUUUUCAAAACGUUUCACCCAUUUGGUCCAACGGGGUUCUGUAGAUGCGGGGUCACUCUCCGGUACAAAUGGUGGGGAAAAUGGCAAGGCGACUUGUACAUUCGCCAUAUCAGCGUCGUGUUUACUGGUUCUGUUUGUUCUCCGGAACUUUCGCUCAUUUGGCGAUUUGCAAAUUAAUUCUCUAUCGAUAAUUUCGUACUUUAUUUUAUAACCUCGUCGCCAAUAUAAUGUUUUAUGUAUUUAUUCAUUUCGCUAUCUGAAUCGUUAAAGCUUUUCAAUCCUGUCUUUUGUCCUUGCACUAUAUUAAACCACAUCCCUUACUUAUAUAUUAACUAAUUAACUAAUUGUAUUAAUAUCAAAACUACACUACACUACACUAUUCAUUCUUUAUUACAAAUUAAUUUACAGGUGAUGGGUCUUGCUUAAUUAAGUCCUAGUUAAUAUAUACAAUUAGUGCCAUUAAUGGUCAUAGUAUCAAGAUCAGUUCAUAUAAGUGAGUUAUUUUUGUUCUAAGAAUUUAAAAAUGUCUAUAAAUCUAUAAUGUUCCAAAUAUAUAAGUAAAUUUCCUCCAUAUGUACAGAAUGUGAAUUAGAUACUGAUUACAAAUAUAUAUUAAGCAUGCUACUCAGAGUUAUCUGCAUCCACAGAACCCUCUGUUAUUCCAAGAUGUUCCCGGUAAAUGUUUGUUGAUCCUUGGAUAGCGUCAGUGCAACACAAUUUCCUAAACAAAGAACGAUAUCGUUUGGACAUCCCAAGUUGUCGUAAAACGUUUUCAUUGGCUGGAUGCCAGGAACCAAGGGCACCGAUCACAAAACCAAAGACCUCGCAUUUCUUUCCUUGACCAACGAAGAAUUGCUUCAACCCUUCAUAUUUAUUAAGUUUCCGUUGUUCAGCAUCACGCAGGGCUUCAGCAUUAUUAUCGAAGGGGCAACAUACAUCAAUAAUUAGCACUUUGUUAUCUUCUUCUACUAUUAUGUCAGGGCGAAGACGAGAAUUGGCUGCACGAACUUGUUGGUCGGUGGUGAUAGUUCCACUUUGAACGGCGUUGACGAUGCGGUCCACUAUGGUAUUGUGUCUCCGCAGGAUACUAGGCAUGUUACGAAGGCAGUGGCACAACACAUGAGAGAGAGUCUCAUCCGAGUUACAAUGGCGACAUUUUGGACAGGAAUUAGACCAACGACUCUUGACAUUAUUUACUGGGAGGCAGUUAAGUCGAGCUCGGUGGAUAAAACGCCAAUCUCUGAAACGAAUGUUUAAGCCAUUAUAUUGCCAGGUAGAACCAUUGGCGAAGGUGUCGGUAGUAAGCGCACGGCCUACUUUUCCUUGAUCAGGAAGAGCAAGUAAGGUGGAAGCAAAAUGAUCUUGAACAUGAAAAUGAAGGAAACGGCUAGCUUCUUUGGCAAGAACAGAACCAGAGUUCUCAGUGGAAAGGAUAGGGAGACCAUUGUCAUUGAAUUUAAUUUCAACACCAAGGUUACGUGUCGAUUUACGAACUCGGGUCCAUAAUGAUUGAAUGUUAUAACGUAAGUUGGUCAAACGGUCAUCGUGGAGGCUAGACAGGUAUUUUGAUUUUAAAGCAGGGGUUGGAUUAGAUCGGCUGGCGAGUUGGACAGUUUGGUUUAGAUCUUAGAUGGCAUCCGAGUACUCGUUCAAUAACUCUAAAUGGGAAGUUAAAGGAGAGUAUCAACGAAAAACUGAUUCAUCUAGCACUAGUUACUGGUCAAUUAAACAAUAAAGUCACCGAACACGCUGCCACAAAUAAGUAUUGCAUGAAUGAACCCGAGCUUUCUGACUGUAAUUGUGCUCAUCUUAACGCCGAUAUGGAGGGUAUUAAACUAGAUAUGACGAUUUUAGAAGCACGAAUGCUUGCCGCAAUGUCUGAAAACGAGCAUGAGUCGGAUAUUAUCUCGCUAAGAGUAAAACUAGUAGAUAUGGAAGCCGUUGUACAUAAUCAGGACGAAAUUAUUUCCCGACUUAGCGAAGAAAAUCUAUCCUUUAGGUCAAGGUUAUUGAACCUUGAAAAAUUAAUGCAUUUCAUGUCCCAAGAGUAUCGGAACAAAAGCAGUGCAGCAAUUAACCUAUCUAAUAGAGAGUUUUAGCUUGACGUUUACUGCAAACGUCAAACCGCUAACGAAGUUUUUUAUUUUACAAGUCUAUUAUAACAGCUUUUACACCAGUUUUGAAAAAAAAACCAGUUAUUAAAUUUGUGCUCUUUAGCAAUGAUUUAAAAGAAAGCAAAUUAACCACUACACACGUAUUCGCGAAAGCAGUAAAUUAUGAUUUGGCGUUUGAAGUUUACGUUUGGCGUAUAAAUUUCAUGCUUGAACUGCUAUGAGGGCUUGUAUAGUCGUUAAAGCAUGAAAUUUAUACGCCAAACGUAAACUUCAAACGCCAAAUCAUAAUUUACUGCUUUCGCGAAUACGUGACUAGUGGUUAAUUUGCUUUCUUUUCAAUCAUUGCUAAAGAGCACAAACUUAAUAAUUGUUUAUAUUUCAAAAAUGGUGUAAAAGCUGUUAUAAUAGACUUGUAAAAUCAAAAACUUCGUUAGCGGUUUGACGUUUGCCGUAAACGUCAACCUAAAACUCUCUAGUAUUACAAAAGAACCCUGAACGCGUAACCGCAAGCAAUCUAUUAAUGUGUAUAAAAACAGUUUGAGUUCACCUCGAAAUAUCGAUAACAUCUACCUCACGAUAACCAACAAUAUGUUAGUCCGUCUGUAAGUAAUAUUGAUUUUACGGCAGACGUGCCCCAGCCUAAUUCUCAAACUAAACAGAAAGUAGAUCUUACGGCAGACGAUCGUAUGGCAGACGAGUCCCAGCCUAAUCCUCUAAUUAAACAGAAAGUAGAUCUUACGGCAGACGAGCCUCUGCCAAACCCCUUAAUCGCCCAGAAUAAAGAAAUUAACUUACUCAAGAACGGGAAUUCAAACUCGAAAACAAAAUUUAACCGCGUCAGUAACGAAGAUAAAAAUAACAAGUACGUCAACUCUCCCAAAAGCUCUAUCCCUUGACCCUUUCUAUCCCGCCGAGGAUGGUGCGCUAAAGGGAACCGUUGUGAUUUUCAGCAUAAAGAGCCUGGUCGUGACAAACACAAAAUAUCCUGUCCUUUUCUACAAAGGAAUGGUUUUUGUUUGAAAGGGCACCGAUGUGAUUAUUCUCAUAUCCGUUUUUCUCAUGGUAUGGUGGCUCCCAGACCCAGGAUGAACGCCACUGCUUAUCCAAGUUCUUCCCUACAUACCCAUAUCUAUCAAUGUGCUCCCCCUUUUCAACCAGAUACGAGACACAACACAACACAAGGUCACCUUUUUUGUCCCAUUCCCCUGGCCUAUGAUUCCUCCCCCCCCCGCCCCCCACUAAUGAAUGCUCUUACUUGGCCCCCGCUGACAUACUGAACAUCCACGAUCAUAUACUCAUGACAUCUCCCCCUUAUCAGGAAAACCUACAAAACAUAACGGUUAGAAUCACAAACAGAAGUUUUAACAAAUCUUAUAAAAUACCCUCAAGAACACACGGUAAUUUAAUUACUGUCUCUUUUAAAACCCAAAAUGAGAACAAAAAGACGUUCGUGCCCAAAAUAUUACUCACAAACACCAUGUCACUCACCCCUAAAAUUGACGAAGUCUCUUGUUUUAUGAAAAUUCACAAUCCAGACGCUGCUUGUAUCACCGAAACUUGGCUCCAUGGAUCAAUUGACGAAUCGUGUCUUUAUAUAGAUGAUUAUAAUUUCAUCUUCAAAAACCGUUCAGUGGGCUGUCAUGGAGGUGUGGGUCUAUAUAUUAAGAACUCAAUACCCUUUGAAUGUUUAGACCAUCUACAGCAUCCCCUGUUAGAGAUUCUCUGGGUACGUCUUACUCCCAAAAGAUUACCCCGUGGAUUUACCUGUCUUGCAAUUGGCGUAAUAUACCACCCACCACGCGCCGAUGAUCAUGAAAUGCUCAGUUACCUUUCAACAUCACUUCCCACCAUUGAAAGCAAUUAUCCAGGCUGUGGUCUAAUGUUAUCAGGAGAGUUCAACCAAUUAAAAGUUAACCGUCUACUGAACCAGUUUCAAUGCAAACAAAUGGUCAAUGUUUCUACCAGAGCUGACAAGACUCUUGAUCUAAUUAUCACCAACUUAUACUCGUUUUACGCUAAAGACUCUGUAGAGAAACAUCCUCCCUUUGGCCUCUCAGAUCACAAUGUGGUCAUUCUAAACCCUAAAAACAGAUGCGAUAAAUCAGGUAGUCGAAAGGUCGUCAUAAGUACAGACAUGCGUCCCAGUAAAAAGAGCGAACUCGGAAGAUACCUAACCUCCUGUAAUUGGUCCAUCCUAAAUCAUCUCAAAACCUGUGAAGAAAAACUUGAGCUUUUCACUGAUCUUAUUAACCUGGGUAUCAAUAUCCUAAUGCCCAAAAUAAGAAUAACACUACAUGUGAAUGAUCCCCCUUGGAUCACAUCUAAUUUUAAGAUUCUUAUAAAAAACGCCAAGCAGCAUUUUCUAACGGCAAUAACGAACUGUUUAGGUAUUACCGCAACCGAGUUAAUCGCGAAAGAAAAAAAUGCUGUGAAAAGUUUUAUUCGUUGAAGGUUGAACAUCUAAAAAAGUCAAAACCAAGUCGUUGGUGGAAAGAAGUAAAACAGAUUGCUGGUAUGACCCCCUCAACGGGAGCGGAAGAUCUAUAUAACCAAAUUUACAUUGACGAUAUUGACCGGAAGUCUCCAAAUGAGAUUGCAAAUCUCAUAAACACAGCCUUCCUAGACCCCAUGAAAACUUACCAACCUCUUACUUCUCUUCCCACCUACGAUCCAAAUGACUCUGUCCUCCAUCUCGACGAAUUUGAUGUGUAUAAAGGGCUUGCGUCCCUUAACCCCAGAAAAGCCUCAGGCCCAGACAGUGUUCCGAAUUGGGUGUUAAACGAAUAUGCGGAAAUCCUCGCCCAGCCUGUCAGUUCGAUUCUCAAUAGCAGUUUUAAUGAACAACGACUCCCUGCCUCGUGGAAAGCAGCUGAUGUUGUUCCAAUCAUAAAAACGAAACCGGUAACCGAAAUUUGUUAACAUUUAAGACCAAUAUCACCCAGCCCAGCCCUUUCUAAAGUAGCAGAAGAAUUCGUUGUUUCUAAAUACAUUGGGCCAGCUAUCCUGUGUCAAAUCGACCCCAACCAAUUUGGAGUGAUACCAAAAUCCUCUACAUCUAUGACAGCGAUAUCAAUGAUCCACAAUUGGUCCCAAUCAACUGAUGGCACUGGCGCAGCAGUCAGAGUGGUCCUGUUUGACUAUAAAAAGCUUUUGACCUUAUUGACCAUUGUAUACUCGCUGAUACGAUCUCCAGAUUACCAUAUUCUAUGGAUGAUCAAUGAUCUUAAAAUCACUGAAGUAUCUACUUGGAAGUAUGUGGAUGAUACAACCGUUUCUGAGGUUGUUAAAAAAGGCGAUACCAGCAAAGCCCAAGACGCAGUUACCACAGUAGAAAACUGGUCGAAUUCCAACAGAUUACUUCUUAACGCAGAUAAAUGUAAAGAACUCCAAAUCGACUUUAAAUCCACGAAACAGAAAUUCGACCCUCUUAAAGUCUACGGGAAGAAAUUGCCGGUUGUCCAAAACGCUAAAAUUCUAGGCCUCACCAUCUCUAGUAACCUUAAAUGGACUAACCACAUUAACGAAGUCAUCAAAAAAGCUAACAAACGUCUUUACUUCAUUAUCUUACUUAAGCGCGCAAAAGUCAGUCCGAAAGACAUUGUAAACUUCUACUGUACAGUUAUCAGGCCCAUUUUGGAAUAUUGUGCCCCGGUUUUCCAUUACUCAAUCCCAUCCUUCCUGUCAGAAGAUCUUGAGACGGUACAAAAGCGAGCACUGAAGAUCAUUUUACCCGCGAAUUACUCAUAUAGCGAAACUUUAGAAUAUUUCAAUCUUCAAACUUUGUUCCAAAGACGCGAAGAAAUGUGUAACAAACUUUUUACAAAUAUUACUAACAAUUCGACAAACAAACUGCAUAAUUUACUGCCUCCCAAACAUGAGUCGGUUUACCAACUUAGGAACAAUAGACUGUUUGAACGAUUCGAAACUAAUACAGAAAGAUUUAAAAAAACUUUUAUUCCUAUGUCUAGUAACUUAAGUUAAUGUAAUUUUUAGUACUAAGCGUUUUAAUGACCAUUUGUAAAUAUGCCUAAUUAACCCAUAUUCUAUCUUUUAAAUAAUGUUCUAUAUACUUUUGUAAAUCACGCAAUUCAGCUGUCCAGCUGCAAGGUGAAUUUUAAAUACACUAUCUAUCUAUCUCAGCAAUAGCAAUGUUGCUUACAGUCGGGUCGGAACAGGAGAGCAUUUUAACUGCAUGAAUUAUAGCCUGGACAUCAGCUUCAAGGGUUGGAUCCAGGAGACCGAGACCACCAACGCGCUUAUGAGCGAAGAUGUAGGAAGCAGAAGCACGGGAUGGUAGUGCACAUAUUCUACGAACUGUGGCCACGAGGUGUGAACGGUAUACCAACAGAUUAUCUUUUUUGGGAAAACCAGCACGAAGAGCAAAUGUUAAGGAAGGUUUGAAGGAGGUACGGAUCAUGUCUAGUUUUUGCCAUGGAGCUAACAGUGAUUUCUCAAUGCUCUCCAAAUCACGAAUAAGGUCCUCUACCAGAUCCGAGAUGUUAUCAGGGUCGUGAAUUAAGCCAAUAGGAACACCAAGGUAUUUGUAAGGAUUUUCACGGUCGAGUUGAGAGAUCUUCGUUCGAGGUUUGUUCUGAACUAUAAAUUAAUUAAGUUAGAAAGACGACUGCAAAUUAUUUGAACAGGUCAGACUGAUCGAGGCACACUGAUCAGCUCUGAAGGAUAAGCCAAGGUCUGUUGCGGUAGACGAAGCAAUGUCUAAAAGCUUCUGGAGACGGUCUUUCUUUCUGGAUAUGAUGACAAGAUCAUUGGCAUAGGCAAGGACGGAGAAAGAAACGCCGUGGACUUUAGCAGGGCCAAUGUCGGAAGCAGAUCGCUUGAUCGCUCGGAGGAUUAGGUCAAUCGUCAGGUGAAAGAUAAUUGGGCUCAACGGACAUCCUUGCUUGACACCGGAUAGGACCGGUAUAUCAGUAGUAAGACCAGUGGGGGUACGUAUUUGAGUAGUGGCUCCAGCGUAAGAGUUUGUGAUCUUUUCUAUCAGCGGCAAAGGCACUCCAAUGUGCGUAAUGGUGGUGGUAAUUGCAGAAUGUGGAAUACUUCCAAAAGCAUUACGUAGAUCCAGCCAAGCGACAAAAGCCUUUUUGUGACUGCGUCUAGCUUCACCAAUGAUGGACUGAAGGAGAAAUGGUCGUAUUUCACUGAAUCGGUAAGUUUAUUGAUUUUUUUUAACAAUUUAUAUUAUUAUUUUUCUAAUAUGUGUUUUACAAUUAUAUAUUGAUUGCAUUACCUUUAGCUGCUCCCGUUAUAUAAACGGUAAUUGUGUGAUUUCUAUGCAUGGGUUUUCUAUUAUUUAGAAGUCGACGAAGCGAAAGCUGGACAAAAUGGUAUCUGAGGAAACUGUAGAUGGUGGUAAACUGAAAGAAGCUGCAACAAAGAAAGCUCAUGAAAGUAUUUUGAUUCAAAUUGCUGAUAAGGACCUAGUAGCAUUGGCAGUGAAAUACCAUAAACGUUGUUAUGAAAAGUACACAUCAUUUCUUAGGCACACCCGCAGUAGUCAAUCAAAUGACAAUGAAGGUGAAAUGCAUGAAUGCAACUAUUAAGAAUCUUUCAAUGUCUUCUGUGAAGAGUUUGUUAGAAGAAAAACUAAUUAAGCAGGAGAAUAUAUUUUACAUGAAAAAGUUGAAAAGAGAGCUUGUCAAGACAGUGAAACGUGUUGAAAACACUGAUGGCUCAAGUUAUAGAACAUUUCGAUUAAAGCAAAAAUUGGGUAAAAUGUUUUCACAACUUAUUUCCAUAGAUCAAAGGUACGAAACAAGAGUGAAAUUGUUUAUGCAGAGUGCCUCAGCCAAGCAAGUGUAGCAGAAUGUUUUAUGGAUGAUGACAUAGAAACGUUUCAGAGUUCACAAGAGUCGGAAUCUGAUGAUGACAUUGGAACGGAAGCAUCCACGUACACAAGUGCAACAUUGAAGGAAAUAUAUACAGUUGGCCUAACAUUGAGAAACAACUUGCAUGAUUGUACAUCAGCUUGGUACAAGAACUGGCCACCACAUGCAUCAGAUAUUACUGGUGAAAACGUUAGAAAGUUAGUAUCACCUUUCUUGUUUAAUUUUAUAGCAUGGAUGCUUGGGUUUUCAGAUGACCCAGAAAAUGCUGACUACAUUGAAUUAGAUGAGCAAACUACAACAAAGAUUUUUUCUCCGUGUCAAGAUUUGGUCUAUAUUUCUAAUAAGGGGAAAGUACAGACACCCAAGUCCCUGGCACUGGCAAUGACUGCUCGGCAGAUGUCUGGUUGUUCGGGCCUGAUUAAGAUUUUGCGUGGUUUUGGACAUUGUGUCCAUUAUCUUUGACAAUGGAAUAUGAAUCAGCUAUUCCACAGGAAAGAAUCAACACAUCAAACAGUAUUCCAAGGGAAUUUGUUGCAAAGGAGUAUGUCAAUCUGGUUUAUGACAACAUUGAUUUUGAAGAAGAAAUUGCUAAACAGACCCAUGUAACCAACGGGAUCAUUUCCCAAAAAGUCUGUAAUCAAAAACCGAUAAGUUCAACAAACCAGACAACCCUAAUAAAGAAGACACAGCGGACAGUAGAAAUGCCUAUAACUGAUAUUGUGCCUUACAGUAUUGGAGUAACGAAAACACCUACAUUUCAAAGUGUUGAACUGGAUCCUGAAUGUUUGGAACUUACUUUAGUAGAUGACUCAAAACAGACAGCUUCUAAACGUGAUUUGGCAUAUAUCUUAAUCAAAUAUUUAUGUACGUGCUGCAAAUGAAGAAGUAUUACCAGGAUGGACAGGGUUUAAUACCAUGCUCUUUAGUAAAGAACUAUCACAUGUAUCCAGGGUUGGCUAUUUGCCGGUCAUUGAUGCAUCACCAACAGAAUAUUCCUCUAUCAACACAAUGCUUACAAGGAGCAAAGAAAUCGCUGAUAAGUUGGAACUGAAAUAUGCGGUGUUGGUUUUUGACGAAGCUGUAUAUGCUAAAGCUCAACAGGUUCACUGGAAGGAAGAGACAUUCUUCAAUCGAUUUGUUGUACGCCUUGGUGAAUUCCACACUAUCAUGACCUAUCUGUCGGCUAUGUCAAAGAUAUUUGAAGAUGGAGGCCUAAAGGUAAUUAAUUUAACACUUAAUUAUCUACCCUAAGUUAACUUGACUGUGAUCAAAUCUCGUACCCAGGCUUGUUAGGGAAACAGGAAUUAUUAACAAAUAAUAAAUUUGUGGCGGUGCUAAUUAAGAAACAGUGAAACUGAACAGUAACAGUUUCAUUCCCCAUGCAUUCUGUAUAUGUUUAUUAACUAAAAUAUGAUUUUUUCUUUUUGUAUGUAGGAUGUAUUUAUAGAAUCUGGUAUUGUGAGCGAAGGAUCAAUCAAAGGCGUCCUUUCUGGUAAACAUUACAACAGUUCAGUGUCGUGUCAUAAGAUAAUGUAUGAAGCACUGCAACGCCUAAAAUUCCAAGCAUCUAUGGAUCAAAUGACCGAAGAAGACCAAGAAGUUAUGACUUCGUUCAUUGAGAGCAUGGCAUGAGGCUCGUUUCCGGAAGAUAAGUUCCUGAGUGAUGAUAUAGAAAGUCCUUUGAUGCAACAGAUAUUGGAAUCCUAUGAACUAUUUAUAGCAGAGUCAUGCAGUAAAUCAAGGAGAUUUGCCUUUUGGAGCAUGUAUAUUGAAAUUGCAGGUAAUUAUGCUGAAAAACUAUAUAUUUAUUAAUUUGUUUUAGAGCUCCAAUAUUGCACAUAAUAUUGCUGUUUUAUUUGCCAUGAUACUUGUAUAGGUAAUA
Paramuricea clavata is the source of this 16863-nucleotide messenger RNA. NCBI's taxonomy places the organism in Eukaryota, Metazoa, Cnidaria, Anthozoa, Malacalcyonacea, Plexauridae. The record is from the annotation of a GenBank genome assembly.